This is a messenger RNA of Caenorhabditis elegans, 774 nucleotides long. RefSeq names its product SH2 domain-containing protein (gene C16A11.7). NCBI's taxonomy places the organism in Eukaryota, Metazoa, Nematoda, Chromadorea, Rhabditida, Rhabditidae. The transcript has 4 exons. The record is from RefSeq and is marked reviewed. The coding region runs from base 13 to 702 and encodes 229 amino acids.
UGUUUUGCGAUAAUGCGACCGUCCGGGCGAAUGGAAAACAAGAAGCAAAGCAAGGGAGCUUCGAGGGGAAGUCGACGCCGAUCAAUCAAUACUUCUAAUAGCAACACCAGCGCCCGUCACGCAUUCAGCCCAUGCUCGUAUUCGUCAAGUGGCACUGAAAUUCGGAAAGUAGCAAUCUCUGUCUCAUCGAAUUCAACAACCGAGCUUCCGUGUGCUCAAUCGCCGAACGUUGGAUCACGUACCAGUGACAGUCAUCAGCUCACUCUUGGAUCGGAUCUUCGUUCAGAACCCAAUAAUUUGAAUAUCGCUGCGACGUUAGCUGAGCCAAAUAUCGCGGAGCAUUUCAAAGGUGUGCUCACCAAGAAGGAAGCGGCAAAUUUGACACGUCGGGAUGACUUUACGAUGUACUAUCGUGUCGUAAAGGAUCAGGCCAAAGUGGAAUUGGAGACUACGAUUCCUUUAUUCAUUUGCUAUAGAAACUCGGAGAAUAAAGUGUUCAGCUUUCGCGUGGAGCAAGUGCUCACUGAGAAUAACAGUAUGUGGUGGACUGUGAUGAUUAACAAGCAGCACACUCAAAUGUUUCGUCGCCUAUUGGACCUGGUUCGCUGCUAUCACUCGUAUCGUUUUAUCAAUCCUGAAACUAGAAGUCAAGAGAUGUUCCCAAUCUGGAAAUAUACCAACCAAGCAUCGAUGAACCCGUGAUCACCAGUCGACAAUGAAGAACAAAAGGAAAUUCAAAUCUUUGUUUUUUUGAGAAAUAAAGUUUUUAGAGUG